Durusdinium trenchii is the source of this 1174-nucleotide messenger RNA. The record is from the annotation of a GenBank genome assembly. NCBI's taxonomy places the organism in Eukaryota, Dinophyceae, Suessiales, Symbiodiniaceae.
AUGAGCCUGGCUUCGGAAGGGACAGAUCGGACAGUCCCGGUCUGGGACGGUCGCCAUGAGACAUGGCACCACUUCUUGGUCGAAGUCAAAUGGACCCUUAGUGCAAUGAAAGCGACAGAGAGACCUUUACUUGCAGCUCGGCUGAUCAAACGAAAUCUCCAGGCGGGACCUGCACCUCUAGUCCAGCUUCUUUACAAACUAGAUCCCUCUGAAUUCCGUGAAGAGCAAGAUGUUGAUCGUUUGAUUCGAUUUCUCGAAUCGUCUCCUUUGAACAAGCAACCGCUGCCCGAAGCUGGCAAUCGCAUCGGAGCAUACUACCGAAGGCUUCACCGCAAACGCCAUGAAUCGGUUCGGCAAUACAUUGUCCGUGAGGAGAAGGUACAUGACGACAUGCUGAAAGCUUUGCAGCGACUACUCAGAGAGCGUGAGCUUGAUUUUGAGCAGUACGAUUGCAGCAUAGCCGAAUUGAAGGAAUUCUGUGGGAUGAAAGAUGGAGCAUCUGUGUACUUCGAGGAUGGAGCUUCUUUUGCAUCGCCCUCGGAAGCUGGAACCAAUCCUUUUGACGAAGGGGAGACAGAGAGCAGUUGGCUUUUGCUGGAAACCUGCAUUCCUGGAGACGAGAACGGCAAACGAAUGGUGAAAGCUGCAACAAGAAACAAGUUGACCUACCAGGAAAUCCGAAGUGCCUUAACGAACAUGUACGAGGACAGUCAGAGCAGCCAACAUCGACACAGUGGAAAAGGUUACCACUUCAUGAUGGAUCAGAGCGGUGACGAUGAUUACUGGCAACAAUUUGGAGACCACUAUGAGGACGAUGAGAGUGGUUUCUAUCACAGCUGGGACGAUGAAUCUUGGCAGGACCUCCAAUGGCAAGCCUUUGAGUCAGAGCCAUCAAUCUGGGCUCAGGUUGAUUGGCAUGAGAAUGAUUGGCAAACUCCAGAGGAAGAACAUGAUCCUUCUGAGCCUGGAGCAGCCAGUGAAGACUUCAAAGUGCUGUUUCAAGCUCAAGAGGAAGCCGAGAAACAUCAUCGUGAACUGCAGAUCAUGAUGGCUGAGAACGACCGCAACCUUGCGGAGGCUCGUCGCGCGGUCGCAGCGGCAACCGAAGACCGCGGAUGGGGAGCCGGUCCUCAACAAGGCAAAGGCCGGAUGACUACCACUUACCCUGGAAAAG